Manis pentadactyla (Chinese pangolin) is the source of this 757-nucleotide messenger RNA. RefSeq names its product ubiquitin conjugating enzyme E2 A (gene UBE2A). The coding region runs from base 188 to 646 and encodes 152 amino acids. Gene Ontology annotation, cellular component: HULC complex. NCBI's taxonomy places the organism in Eukaryota, Metazoa, Chordata, Mammalia, Pholidota, Manidae. The record is from RefSeq and is a predicted model, not a curated record. Gene Ontology annotation, molecular function: ubiquitin conjugating enzyme activity. The transcript is spliced from 6 exons. Gene Ontology annotation, biological process: protein polyubiquitination; proteasome-mediated ubiquitin-dependent protein catabolic process; DNA repair.
CCUUUCCUCCCAGGUUGGUUCAGCCCCCGUGUACUCCGGGGCGGUGCUUAGCCGGCGCCAGAGCGACCCUCGACUUCGGAGAGGUAGUGCGGUUCCGUUGGGCGCUUCCUCUGCCUCGUCGGCCUCCUCACCCUCCGCGGGGACCCGAGACCUCGGUGUAUGCCCCACCCCUGACCCCGCUAGAGAUAUGUCCACCCCGGCUCGGCGGCGCCUCAUGCGGGACUUCAAGAGGUUGCAGGAGGAUCCUCCAGCUGGAGUCAGCGGGGCUCCGUCUGAGAACAACAUAAUGGUUUGGAACGCGGUCAUUUUUGGGCCUGAAGGGACCCCGUUUGAGGAUGGAACAUUUAAGCUUACAAUAGAAUUCACUGAAGAAUAUCCGAACAAACCACCUACGGUUAGAUUUGUCUCUAAGAUGUUUCAUCCAAAUGUCUAUGCAGAUGGUAGUAUAUGUCUGGACAUACUUCAGAACCGUUGGAGUCCAACCUAUGAUGUGUCUUCCAUUUUAACAUCCAUACAGUCUCUGUUGGAUGAACCCAAUCCCAACAGUCCAGCAAACAGCCAGGCUGCUCAGCUGUACCAGGAAAACAAGCGGGAAUAUGAAAAACGUGUUUCUGCAAUAGUAGAACAGAGCUGGCGCGAUUGUUGACCCGGGUGCAGCAAAAGAUGCUGGUUAUAAGAAAAAUAUAUAUUGAUGUGUUUGUCACCUUCCUAUUCCUUAAUGUCAUUAAUUUACUUUAUUAAAAGCGAAAUAGCUGUU